CGUAUAUGUUCCAUAGCAACGUUGGUGAAUCCUUCAUGCGCAACCCUUCUCUUUCCAUGCAAAUGGAUACCAAGGAGGGUUUGAAUAUGGCACUGGCUCACCGACCGGGUGUUUUGGCCUCCUCGGAGAAAGGUUCCAGUGCGAAGGAACACGGUUCAGGCACUGUGACUUGGGCAGACAUGAAGACGACUGGACCAGCAAUUCCUCGCCAAUUGUCAGGAAACCAGAUCAACAUGCGCAACUAUGGGAAGCCCGCUCCGACACAACGAUACUAUAUUCCUGGCAAAGAGGCUAUACCCAAUGAUCUUUAUGGGCAUGUCGGACAAGUUGCUCGACCUCUUGGCAGUGAACGCAUGUCAGGACUAGACGGCGCAAUGGAUGAUUUGGCGGAAGUGGACCUUAGCACGCGCAUCGAUGAUUCAGGACGCAUGGCAGCAGGACAGCAGUUGACCGAAGCAGCCGUGCCGCCCAAGGCCAACGAGGAGGGUGCGCAUUGCCUUCGUACUGCGACUGGCAGGAACAAACAAAAGAGGACCUCGUCCCCAGGCAAGCAGGCGCCCAAGGAACGAAGUGAGUCCUCACCAGUAAACGCCCCCGGAUCUCCCAAGAAAUCGGGGGAGCACUCGCCAGCCAAGGCCAAAAUCGAGCAUGUCACGAACAAAUUCAGGCGUAUGAAGAAAGACGAUGUGCGUGGACUCUCCCCCGAGGAGAAGACCAAGCGGGCCCAAAAAUGGCACAAGCGGUUUCAGCGACUGAAGGAGAGCGAGGCCAAGGAAGUGGAAGAGGCGAGGAACGCAGCAUACGGCCAGUGA
Messenger RNA from Periconia digitata, 812 nucleotides. Lineage: Eukaryota; Fungi; Ascomycota; Dothideomycetes; Pleosporales; Periconiaceae. The record is from the annotation of a GenBank genome assembly.